Molecule: messenger RNA, 832 nt
Organism: Aspergillus glaucus CBS 516.65
Lineage: Eukaryota; Fungi; Ascomycota; Eurotiomycetes; Eurotiales; Aspergillaceae
Exons: 2
Coding region: 47-832 (261 amino acids)
Source: RefSeq, a predicted model, not a curated record
GCUCGGUUUGCCCACUUUGUAUUUUAACCCCACAAUCGUGUUAGUUAUGACUGGACCAAUUCCUUCCAACAGCACUUCCCAGAGACUCCAGGAUAAAGUUGCCAUCGUCACCGGCGGUGCCACGGGUUUUGGGAAGGCAAUCGUGAACAAGCUCGUUGCUGAGGGUGGUAAGGUCCUCGUUUUUGACAUCAACGAAUCCAGCCCCAAGGAGAUUGGCAACGGCGAUACGACAAACAUAGCAUACUUCCGCGGAGAUGUGGCCUCUCCGACAGACUGGAGCGAAGCGCUGGCUAGAGUGUUAUUAUCAUAUAAUCGUCUCGAUAUAGUGGUCAACAACGCUGGUGUGCUGCACAAGGCUCAACCCUCCAUUGAUCUUUCCGACGAGGAGUGGGAGCGGGUCUUUCGCGUUAACGUCAAGCAGAUACACCUCAGCACAAAAACCAUCAUCCCAUACUUCAAAGAGGCCGCUCGACCAGGCCUGUUCGUCAAUAUAUCCAGCAUGAGUGGUGCUCGACCGCGACCAAAUUUGGUGUGGUACGGAGCCACCAAAGGGGCCGUCAACACGGCAACCAAGGGACUCGCAGUCGAAUGGGCGAAACAUAACAUUCGAGUAAACGCCAUCUGCCCCUCGGUAGGGGAUACAGCCAUGAUGCCGCUUUUCCUGGGUCAAGAUGCGAGCGCCGAGGCACACGAGAAAAUGCUUAGCAGUAUACCAUUAGGCCGCGUCUGCCAACCUGUGGAUGUGGCCAAUGCAGUUGCAUACAUGGCCAGUGACGAAUCGACUUAUUUGACCGGUGUUUGCCUGGAAGUUGAUGGCGGUAGGGGGAUCUAG